This is a messenger RNA of Malaclemys terrapin pileata, 1516 nucleotides long. RefSeq names its product replication protein A2 (gene RPA2). Gene Ontology annotation, biological process: double-strand break repair via homologous recombination; DNA replication; nucleotide-excision repair. Gene Ontology annotation, molecular function: DNA binding. Gene Ontology annotation, cellular component: chromosome, telomeric region; site of double-strand break; nucleus. Bases 93 to 911 code for a protein of 272 amino acids. NCBI's taxonomy places the organism in Eukaryota, Metazoa, Chordata, Testudines, Emydidae. The record is from RefSeq and is a predicted model, not a curated record. The transcript has 9 exons.
UGGGUGGUUGCUUGUGGCGCGCGGAGGAGCUGUUCGAGGCAGGAGCCGAGCGUGUCCUGGGCUGAGUGUGUGGCGGGGUGUCCGCAGCACCCAUGAUGUGGAGCAGUCACGGUGGCUUUGAGAGUGGCUAUGGAGGGUCUGCAAUUAGUGGAGGAUACACACAGUCCCCAGGGGGGUUUGGAUCUCCUGCAGCCACCCAGGGAGAAAAGAAACAGAGAUCCCGCUCCCAGAGUAUUGUGCCAUGUACAGUGUCUCAGUUACUUGCUGCUGAGCAGAUUGAUGAGACGUUCAAGAUCCGAGAAGUAGAGAUCUCGCAGGUUGUUAUCAUGGGAAUAAUCAGACAGGCAGAGAAAGCACCAACCAACAUCCUCUACAAAAUAGAUGAUAUGACUGCAGCCCCGAUGGAUGUCAGACAGUGGGUUGAUACUGAUGAGGCAGGGAGUGAGAAUGUUGUGGUGCCCCCAGGAACUUACGUGAAAGUGGCUGGUCAUCUUCGAUCAUUCCAGAAUAAGAAGAGCCUGGUAGCAUUUAAGAUCAUGCCUCUGGAAGAUAUGAAUGAGUUCACCACACACUUAUUGGAAAUUGUCAACGCACAUAUGGUCCUCAGAAAAAGCAUCAUGACAACAUCAAAAAUGCCUCAGUCUCUGGGCUCCUUUGGGAUGGGUGAUAUGGCAAGCUAUGGAUGUGGCAGUAGUGUGCCAGUGAAUGGACUUACAGCACAUCAGAGUCAGGUGUUAAAUUUGAUUAAAAGCUGCUCUGAUCCAGAAGGCUUGAGCCUGACGGAGCUGAAAUCCCAACUACAUAACAUCAAUAUGAUAACAAUCAAGCAAGCGGUUGAAUUUCUUAGCAGUGAGGGACACAUCUAUUCCACUGUGGAUGACGAUCACUAUAAAUCUACAGAUGCUGAAUAAAGGUGCUUCUGAGAGUUGCCCUAUCUUGCUGGGUUUGGUUCCAUGCAAGCACCAAUUUAUGCUGUACUUACAGUACUAUGUGUACAUAUCUUAAAGUAGCUCUGCCAAGCUUUUCUCUGCAGAAGGUGAUCUCUGCUACUUACAUCCCUUGAAAGCAGCAGCUACUCUAUGAGCAUUCAGAAUUCUCAAACCAAGAGCAGCAAAGUAAAUGUACAGUAUUCCCCUAACCAGACUCAAAUAAUAUGAGACCGAGUGACUAAAGCUUAACCAGGUGUUCAGGGGAGAAAUGACCUCCAUGUGAAGAACUGGAAGCUUCAGAGCCUUUGUUCAUCUAGUAUCCAUCUCAUAUAGCACCACUGGUAAGGGGGGGGGAGAGAGUGGGUCUGCCCAGCCUCGUCACUGGCCGAUUGUUCUGAAAUGGCUUCUCAGCUUGGCCAGCCUUCAGCCUGUUUAAUUCAUAAAGGUGGGUUAUUCUUAGAGAGCCUGGCAAGGUACAGUGCUUAAGAAUAGUUGUCUACUUUCUGCACUUCUUACAUCUGUAUUUGUAUUACAGGAUGAUCCUGUUAAUGAAACUUUUGAUAUUCCAAUAAAGCUUUUUAGUUUGG